GGAGCGCAGCCAGCCAUAUACACUCGUCCAAAUUUGUAUCUUUCUCUAGAAAGAAGAAUAAAAAAAAACCCGAUACUUUAUGUAUAUCCGUUCGCAUGGGGUAAGCUAAGGAAAAAAAAAGAGCUCAGAAGGGUGAACGGGUGUAAAACUUGAUCGAUCAACAAUUACUCCGUAUUAUAUUUCUCUCUUAAACAGCGUUUACGCCGAUUAGAGGUUUUUUCAUAUUGGAUUGCCAGCAUUGGUGACGGUGUUGCGGGUAAAGUAAUGCUUAGUACUCUCAUUUUGACCAUAAUAUUAUAAGUGUGUUUCGUUUAAUGCUUUGUCAGUAUUACAUGAAGAUAGAUGAUGCCAUCAAUUGAUAGUGCGAUUUGAAUCACUAAGCACACAUAAAUUUAAUUUGAUAGAAAAAUUCUCAAACCGUGCAUCGCACGGGUGAGUUUACCAGUAAGGGCUAAUUGAACACUUUCACUUCAAGGGUCGACCUUUUUAGCCUAUACAUUUUUUUUAGUAAAUUGGCAGUCAAUUGGCAUUUUUCAAAAACCCAUAGAGAAUCGCCACUGGAGCGGAACGGUCAUCGUCUUUCCUUUAGCAGAAUCGGCACGGCUGCACUGUCCUAAUACUUCACUGGUAAAAUCUCAGCCACAUCUUUCUUUGUUUCAGUACAGUCCGAUGGUUAGCUUAAAAUGAAAAAGGAGUAUCUGUAUUGUUUUGUCCAGUGAAAGCUCUAGCUAUCAUUAUGCUGACCUCUAUUUGUUUUGUUUUUAUGAAUCAAAUGAGUCAAGUUAUUGCCUCGUAAUAGUAGUUAAUACUGAGUACUACAUAUGGGAGGGAAUAAGCUGAAUAUAACUAAAAAUCUCAAGCACUUUCGGCGUCGUUUUCGUCCAAUUUGGCGGUCUUAAAGACAUACAACAGUAUAAAUGCCGUUUCCAUCUGCGCUUGUGUUACCGUCCGAACCUUUAUUUUGAAGUUUUGAUAGGUUUGAGUGCUUUAACUAUUUCCAGAUCAUGCAUGUGUAUUUCAAUAAUUGUGGUGGAUCCCAUUCAUUGUGCCUUUAUGUAAUUAUUAUUUAUAACAAAAUUGGCCGUCUCUGAAAGUCCUAGAUGAUUUUGUAGGUUCAUGGUGAUGGGGAGCUUGAAUGAUGAGAAACUCAGAUUUUGCAUUGACAGAGGGGGCACGUUCACUGAUGUUUAUGCUGAGAUUCCUGGACAGCCUGAAGGCCGUGUAAUGAAACUACUAUCUGUAGAUCCUUCCAACUAUGAUGAUGCUCCUGUAGAAGGAAUCAGGAGGGUGUUGGAGGAAUUUACUGGGAAGAAGCUUUCCCGCAGCUCAAAAAUCCCUACAGACAAAAUAGAAUGGAUAAGGAUGGGUACAACUGUGGCAACUAAUGCUUUGCUAGAGAGACAAGGGGAGAGGAUUGCACUCUGUGUGACUAGAGGCUUCAAAGAUUUGCUGCAAAUUGGUAACCAGUCGCGUCCAAAUAUUUUUGACCUAACUGUAUCAAAGCCUUCUAAUCUUUACGAGGAGGUUGUAGAGGUUGAUGAGAGGGUAGAGUUAGUCGAUAAUAAAGAUGAAUUAGAUUCAGACUUUUCUGCCUCAAUAUUUCAGGGCGUUUCAGGUGAGCACGUAAGAGUUGUGAAGCCUCUAAAUGAAGGAGCUCUAAAACCUUUGCUCAGAGCUCUGCUCGAAAAAGGUAUCAGUUGCUUAGCUGUUGUUUUGAUGCAUUCUUAUACUUACCCAAAGCAUGAGAUACUAGUUGAAAAGCUUGCUAUGAGUUUGGGCUUUAGACAUGUAUCAUUAUCAUCAGCUCUGACUCCAAUGGUACGCGCUGUACCCCGAGGAUUCACGGCAAGUGUUGAUGCAUACUUGACUCCAGUCAUUAAGGAAUAUUUAUGUGGGUUCAUGUCUAAAUUUGAUGGACUAGAGAAGUUAAAUAUCUUAUUCAUGCAAUCAGAUGGAGGGCUAGCACCUGAGAGCAGAUUUUCUGGCCACAAAGCGAUUUUGUCCGGUCCGGCAGGUGGUGUAGUUGGUUACUCACAGACGCUUUUUGGAAUUGAGACAAGCAAGGCCCUCAUAGGUUUUGACAUGGGCGGUACUUCUACUGAUGUUAGUAGGUAUGCAGGUAGCUAUGAACAAGUCAUUGAAACACAAAUUGCUGGCACGAUCAUUCAGGCACCUCAGCUUGACAUAAACACUGUAGCCGCUGGUGGUGGCUCAAAGUUAAAGUUUCAGUUCGGAUGUUUUCGAGUGGGACCAGAAUCUGUAGGUGCUCACCCAGGACCAGUUUGUUAUCGAAAAGGGGGGCAGCUGUCUGUCACAGAUGCAAAUCUCAUUCUAGGGCUUAUAAUUCCUGAAUACUUCCCUUCUAUUUUUGGUCCAAAUGAAGACCAGCCGCUUGACAUUGAUGCUACAAAAAAAGAGUUCGUGAAACUUGCGAAGGAUAUCAACUCCUAUAGAAAGAUUCAGGACCCCUGUGCAAAGGAUAUGACUGUGGAGGAGAUUGCGCAGGGGUUUGUGAAUGUAGCCAAUGAAACCAUGUGUCGUCCCAUAAGGCAAUUGACUGAGAUGAAAGGCCACGAGACAAGGAACCACGCUCUUGCUUGCUUUGGAGGUGCGGGACCUCAACAUGCCUGUGCCAUCGCUAGAUCAUUGGGUAUGAAUGAAAUCCUAAUUCAUAGGUUCUGUGGAAUUUUGAGUGCUUAUGGGAUGGGAAUGUCAGAUGUGGUUGAAGAGGCCCAAGAACCAUAUUCUGCUGUUUAUGGCCCUGAAUCUGUGCUUGAGGCAUCUCGCAGAGAAGCUGCUUUGCUGAAGCAGGUGAAGGAGAAUCUGCUACAGCAAGGGUUCAGAGAGGAAAACAUCACUACUGAGACAUACUUAAAUUUAAGGUAUGAGGGAACUGACACGGCAAUCAUGGUGAAAAGACCUGCUGGUGAUGAUUAUGCCUGUGAGUUUGUCAAACUAUUCAAAGGAGAAUAUGGAUUUGACCUUGUAAACAGACAUAUACUUGUAUGUGAUGUAAGAGUUCGUGGUAUUGGUGGCACAAAUAUAUUGAGGCCACAUGCAUUAGAGCCUGCCUCGUCCAUCCCUAAAGUUGAAACUCAUCACAAGGUAUAUUUUGGGGAUAAAUGGCGUGAAACUCCUUUAUUCAAGCUUGAGGGUCUGGCACAUGGCCAUGUUAUUCAGGGACCAGCCAUUAUAAUGAACGGUAACAGCACUGUGAUAGUAGAACCCAAUUGUAAAUCGAUCAUCACCAAAUAUGGCAACAUCAGAAUAGAAAUUGAGUCAACUUUGGACACAUUGAAAGUGGAGGGAAAGGUGGCUGAUGUUGUCCAACUGUCAAUCUUCAACAACAGGUUUAUGGGGAUUGCUGAACAGAUGGGCCGCACACUGCAGAGAACAUCCAUAUCCACGAAUAUCAAGGAAAGGCUUGAUUUCUCAUGUGCUCUCUUUGGGCCAGAUGGGGGCUUGGUAGCAAAUGCACCCCAUGUUCCUGUUCACUUGGGGGCAAUGUCUAGCACAAUCCGGUGGCAGUUGGAAUACUGGGGUGACAAUCUGUAUGAAGGAGAUGUUUUGGUCACCAAUCACCCUUCCUCUGGAGGAAGCCAUCUACCUGAUAUUACUGUCAUAACACCUGUUUUUAACAAAGGUGAAUUGAUAUUCUUUGUAGCAAGUAGAGGGCAUCAUGCGGAGAUUGGAGGUAUUACUCCUGGAAGUAUGCCACCCUUCUCAAAAUUCAUAUGGGAGGAAGGAGCUGCAAUAAAGGCCUUCAAGCUCGUAGAAAAGGGUGUUUUUCAGGAAGAAGGAAUCACACGCCUUCUUCGAUUCCCAACUUCUGACGGACCACUCCAUAAAAUUCCAGGAACCCGUAGGCUUCAAGAUAACUUAUCAGAUCUUCAUGCACAAGUUGCUGCGAAUCAGAGAGGGAUUGCCCUUAUAAAGGAACUUAUAGAUCAGUACGGCCUGAAGACUGUCCAAGCAUACAUGAAUCAUGUACAGGCAAAUGCAGAAGGAGCAGUCCGAGAGAUGCUCAAAUCUGUUGCUGCUGACAUGUCAGUGUCCACUAGGGAAGGUGGAGGUUUAGUCACUAUUGAAGAGGAAGAUUACAUGGAUGAUGGAUCAACCAUACACUUAAAACUCACUAUUGAUCCUGAAAAAGGAGAAGCUCUCUUCGAUUUUUCAGGGACCACUCCUGAAGUUUAUGGUAACUGGAAUGCUCCAGAAGCUGUAACUGCUGCAGCCGUCAUUUAUUGUGUAAGAUGUUUGGUGAAUGUUGACAUCCCUCUAAACCAAGGAUGCUUGGCUCCUGUGAAGAUAUAUAUACCUCCAGGUUCAUUUCUCUCACCCAGUGAUGGAUCUGCUGUUGUGGGUGGUAAUGUCCUCACGUCUCAAAGAAUAACUGAUGUCAUCCUCACUGCAUUUCAAGCUUGUGCCUGUUCACAGGGCUGCAUGAACAAUUUGACAUUUGGGGAUGAGAGUUUUGGAUAUUAUGAAACCAUUGGCGGUGGAAGCGGUGCUGGGCCCACGUGGGAAGGUACCAGCGGUGUGCAGUGUCAUAUGACCAACACCCGUAUGACAGAUCCUGAAAUUUUUGAACAGAGGUACCCUGUUGUAUUGCACAGAUUUGGGAUCAGAGAGGAUAGUGGAGGCAUUGGACUACACAGAGGGGGUGAUGGGCUUAUCAGAGAAAUUGAAUUCAAAAGGCCCGUUGUUGUGAGUAUCCUUUCGGAAAGGCGUGUGCACAGUCCAAAGGGAUUGAGGGGAGGCCAAAAUGGGGCUCGGGGAUCCAAUUACCUCAUUACAAAGGAUAAUCGUACUGUGUAUCUUGGCGGGAAAAGCAUGUUUGAAGUUCAACCUGGACAAAUUCUUCGCGUUUUGACCCCAGGAGGUGGUGGCUGGGGUUCAAUUUAAUGGUCUACCGAGUGAGUGUUAUGGAAAACCCAUUUAAUUCGCUUUUGCAAUAAGAGAGGAUAGGGAGUGUUAAAUAAUGUGGAUAUAAUAAAAAAUAUGACCUUGUACCCUUUCCCCAUGACAUUUUUUUUACUGGACCGACUGAUUUAAUUCCAAAAAUUUGCAUGUUGCAGGAACUUGUGGUGAACAGACGGUUUGACAGUUCAGGCGGCUGUUGUUCUGGUAGUGGCUUAGUCCAGAAUGACAUUUGUAUAGUGUAUGAUAAAAAUGUUACUAGGGUCGUAUUGUUACUUUUGGUUGUAGUGAAGUGGAUGGAUGUUAUUUUUUCUCUUCAAAUUAAUGUAUGUGUUGUACUUUACACAUCUUUUUCAAUUUGUAUGAAUGUUUGAUGUAUGCAUAUUUUUGUACGUAGUAUAUAUCUUUAGUCAAAAUACAUAUGGUUUUAUUGAAAGUUUAAAACUGGCCAAAUUGGUUAAACUAUCAAUUCAACCUGUGAAUUUGUACCUUGAUUUAUUUUCGUGGAAACAUCAAAUUGUAUCAUACACGUCUAGUUUGAUCCGAUUGGGUGUAGCUAGAUUUGGGAACUUUGUUAGGUGCAGCGCUUUGGUUGUUUAGCGUUGCCUAUUUGGUCGUGUUUGAUCAAUUUUAUUAGAAUCAAGAACUUCAUCGAGAAUUGAUAUAAUGCUAUACUAUCUUUGGCCCUUGAACAAUGUGAGUUCCAUCCUCCAUGACUAGGAUCAUGCGAUUAAUUAGUUCAUUGUAUCAUACUUCUGCAUGCAAAGUGCUGAUUGUGUUAACAUGCUCAAAAUCUUGAGAUCUUCCAACUUGAGGUUAGUGGAUUGUAAGGACUAAAUGUAGCUUCCCAAGCUGAGUCUGACAGGAUAUUUGUAUUAUCAGUCUGCUAACACAACAUGUGCAAUGGUGGACGAGUUGAGCCUUUUCAACUGCAAAUUGCCACUUCCUAAUGGACAUUCUGAACCAAUCCUUUCUCCAAGUUUGGUUCACUUCACUCUUAUGUAUUUUUCUUAUCUCCCAUUACAAGGUCAUAAGGCAACCCAACCGGCCUCCAUUGUUUCGUUUAACCCAUGUCACAUGCUUCACUGAAAUUUCCAAGUAUUUGAAAGCAACAAGUUCUCCUAUCUGCCCGUUAACAAUGCUUGUUGUCUAUAAGCAGUGCCCAGACAUAAUUGACCUCUAUCGGUUUAAUCUGAAGCCGAGAACCUACUAGUGAAGUCACAACAGGAGAAGAAUCAAAACACAUACCCACAUCAGGUGUAGAGCUAGUGGUAAUCUGGUAAUGCAAGGAUGAAUUAUUAUCCACUGAAAUUUUUUGAACAACUCUCUCAAAGUUGAUAUGUAUUGGAGCAGGCAGGUUCUUUAUGAGAUGCCGCAUGAUUUCUACCCCCUAAUUGUUUAGUGAUCUCAAACCACUACUCCCAUGGUGUAGGCAGGAGAAAAAGUUGUGGUAAAUUUUCCGGAUAAAUAUUUACACGU
Molecule: messenger RNA, 6399 nt
Organism: Cuscuta epithymum
Lineage: Eukaryota; Viridiplantae; Streptophyta; Magnoliopsida; Solanales; Convolvulaceae
Source: the annotation of a GenBank genome assembly